CUCGACACGGUCAACUACAAGCCGCGCACGCUGGCAUCCGACAUGCGCCCGUUCGUCAGCAAGCCUGACUGGGAAGAGUGUAUCCGCACGUUGAGGCGCAUGUUUACUAUCAUGCUCUUCCCCGGUAUUUUGUGGGCAUUCCUUCUCAACGGCCUCACCCUCGGCGUCAACAUCGCCAUGGGUACCACGUACAGCAACAUUCUCAGCCCUCCUCCCUACAGCUGGGCACAGGAGAACAUCUCAUUCGCCAUGGGCGGCCAGAUCGUCGUGUCCUUCUGCGCGCUGCCCUUGCUGGGCUGGGGCUCCGACUGGCUUGUCAAGACACUGGCGCGACGCAACGGCGGCGUCCACCAGCCGCAAUACCGCCUCGUGCCCCUCGUUUUCCCCAUCAUUGUCGGCGUCCUCUCAGCCAUCCUCUACGGCCAGGCCGCCGCCAAUCCGGACCGCUUGCACUGGUUCGCCGUUGUGUUCUCCAUCAACGCCUACUAUUUUGCCUUUGUCCGUGCCAAUCAGGUCGGCAUUGUGUACGCGCUCGACUCGUACCCGACCCGAGCCGGCCCCGCUCUCGUGGUCAUCUGCGCCAUCCGUGGUAUCCUCAGCUUUGGCACGUCAUACGGCAUCCAACCGUUCAUCGAUCUCAGGGGCUACGACGGUGCUUUUCUCAUCUAUGGCAUAUUGACUGGGGUGCUCGGCGCCCUCGGCAUUUUGGUAUAUGGCUUUAGCGGAAAGAUUCACGCCUACUGCUCGCGGUUUGCUGUGCGGACCAGUGAGACGAAGCCGGCGUACUCGUAA
This is a messenger RNA of Trematosphaeria pertusa, 792 nucleotides long. RefSeq lists its product as uncharacterized. Gene Ontology annotation, biological process: transmembrane transport. Lineage: Eukaryota; Fungi; Ascomycota; Dothideomycetes; Pleosporales; Trematosphaeriaceae. The transcript has 2 exons. The annotation marks the transcript as partial. The record is from RefSeq and is a predicted model, not a curated record. Gene Ontology annotation, molecular function: transmembrane transporter activity.